Messenger RNA from Eublepharis macularius, 3976 nucleotides. RefSeq names its product solute carrier family 2, facilitated glucose transporter member 3-like. NCBI's taxonomy places the organism in Eukaryota, Metazoa, Chordata, Lepidosauria, Squamata, Eublepharidae. The record is from RefSeq and is a predicted model, not a curated record. The transcript is spliced from 10 exons. Gene Ontology annotation, cellular component: membrane. Gene Ontology annotation, biological process: D-glucose transmembrane transport. Bases 49 to 1551 code for a protein of 500 amino acids.
AGCUGGUGGCCGGCAGACGGGGCGGCAGGUCGGCGCGCGGGGGCCGCGAUGGAGGGCAAGAAGAAGGUAACCUGUCCCCUUGUCUGUGCUGUAUUUGUGGCUGUCAUUGGAUCCAUCCAGUAUGGGUACAACACGGGAGUCAUCAAUGCUCCUGAAGAGAUCAUCAAGAGCUUCUUCAAUGAGACGUGGAUUGAACGGACAGGAGAACCAAUAUCCAAAAACCUUCUGACUUCUCUGUGGUCUCUCUCUGUGGCAAUUUUCUCAGUAGGCGGGAUGAUUGGCUCUUUUUCUGUUGGACUUUUUGUCAACCGAUUUGGCAGGCGAAACUCGAUGCUGCUGGUGAACAUUCUGGCCAUCAUAGGUGGAACUCUGAUGGGGUUUUCUAAACUAGCAAAGGCGGUGGAGAUGCUCAUCGUGGGCCGCUUUAUCAUUGGCCUUUUUUGUGGUCUUUGCACUGGCUUUGUGCCCAUGUACAUCAGUGAGGUCUCUCCCACUGCUCUGCGAGGGGCUUUUGGCACCAUGAACCAGCUGGGCGUUGUCGUUGGCAUCCUGGUGGCACAAGUCUUUGGCUUAGAGGUCAUCAUGGGAACUAAAAUGCUCUGGCCGCUGUUGCUGGGGUUCACCAUUAUCCUCGCCAUCUUGCAGUGUGCAGCAUUGCCAUUUUGUCCUGAGAGUCCCCGCUUCUUGCUGAUCAACAAGAAGGAGGAGGAGAAAGCACAAGCAGUUCUCCAAAAACUCCGUGGCACCCAGGACGUGUCCUCUGAUAUUCAGGAGAUGAAAGAAGAAAGUGCCAAGAUGUCCCAGGAGAAGAAAGUGACAAUCCCCGAACUCUUCCGUUCCCCCAGCUACCGCCAGGCCAUCAUCAUCGCUAUUGCCCUCCAACUCUCCCAGCAGCUCUCGGGCAUCAAUGCGGUGUUUUACUAUUCCACUGGAAUCUUCAAGGAUGCUGGAGUCCAACAGCCAGUAUAUGCGACCAUUGGUGCUGGAGUAGUCAACACCGUCUUUACAGUUGUAUCACUUUUCCUUGUGGAGCGUGCCGGACGCAGGACACUCCAUUUGGUUGGCUUGGGAGGCAUGGCGGUCUGUGCGGUUUUCAUGACCAUUGCCUUGGUGUUGCAGAAAACUGUGGCCUGGAUGAGUUACAUCAGCAUUAUUUCUAUUCUUGCCUUUGUGGCUCUCUUUGAAAUUGGCCCUGGCCCAAUCCCCUGGUUCAUCGUAUCCGAACUCUUCAGCCAGGGUCCUCGCCCUGCUGCCGUGGCUGUUGCUGGUUGCUCCAACUGGACGUCCAAUUUCCUGGUGGCCAUGCUAUUCCCCUACGCAGCGGAAUACUGUGGCCCUUAUGUCUUUAUUAUCUUCAUUGUCUUCCUUGUGUUCUUCUUCAUCUUCACCUUCUUCAAAGUCCCUGAGACAAAAGGCCGGACUUUUGAAGAUAUCUCUAGCGGCUUUGAGAGGCGAGCAGUGGAUGGUGUUGCCACAGCAACUGUGGAGAAAGGCCCCGUAAUGGAAAUGACCAGCAUUCAGCCCACAAAAGAUGUUGCUGGAGAUAUCUAACAUGAUCCAUUCUUGAGGCUUGCUUGUUCUUGAUACAAGUGGAGCUACAUGUCAGAAGAGAAGAUUAGGUCACCUUCCUCGUUUCUGCUGAGACUCUUGCAAAGCGCUGAAGCGAGUCUGCUACGGCAGGCCUGGAAGCCAUGAUGGCAAAGCUAAACCAUUCUCUUUUCCCUGCUGCCCAUUUGUGGAGAGUCGAGAUGAAUUGCUGAGUGUUUUUUUUUUAAAGUUCUGUUUACCUUGAAAAUUGUUACACGGGAUUAACCUGUUUUUGCCUGUAUUGGUCAUUAAUGGUGUAGAGCAAAUUACUUUUCCUAAAGUGAGCAACCAAACCACUCCUCCGACCCAUUGCUAGAAUGUUUUCUGCCAUGUAAGAAUAGGGUGUCCAUGACACUGGCAUUUUUAAAUGAAAGAAGCCAUUGCUGUGUUUUCUUUAUCCUCAGGAAAUGGGGACGAAUGUGCAAGGGAUCUUUUUCUCGUUUUUCAGGCAGCCUGUGAAAUUUUAUUUGCGUGAGUGUAUUUAUUCCUGUGUCACUUGGCUUGUUAAGUAUUUAUUUUUUUAAUGUAAGAAUACUACCCUCUGUAAAUAUGAACCAGGAAAAAAUGUUUUAAGAUACGUAACUAUUUUUCAAGAUGAUGCUGUGAACUGAGAUGUGAAAUGUUUGUAAAAGCAGGCAAUGAAACACCAAAGAGAAAAGAAAAGGGUCACCUUGUGGAAAGGUGCUGGACGUGGGAUGGAUGACUCUGCUGAGGCUGAAAGGGGUAAAUUCUGCCUUCUGGAGAAGGUACGGGGAAGCUGAGCUGUGCAGAACACAGCCAUGGAGCUCUGUUUCUAUACAGUGCUGGGCCCACCAACAUAUUUGGUACUAAGGAUUAUAGUGAAGUUGUGAUAACACAUCAAUGUUGGUUGCCUUGACUUGAUUCCUCUUCACGGAAAAGGAGUGAGGCCAUUUCUCAUGGUAUUUAGAAGAGAGUGACUCUCCCAUUGCUGCUGUUGUGUGAAAAUGUAAAUGGAAGAGGAAACAUGCAUGUCAGGCAGCAUGGUGUAGUGGUUAGAGAGUGAGACUAGGAGAUCCGGCUCAAAUCCCCAUUCUGGGUGGGUGUCCUUGGAUACUCACUCUACUUCAUAGGGUUGGUGUGAGGAUAAAAUGAAGGGGAGGAGGAGGCUGUAAGCCACUUUGGGUCUCCAGGGAGUACAAAGGUAUAAAUAAAAUGUCUUUUUCAAGACUUUGUAGGGCUGUCAACAACCUACCUGUUAUGAACCAUGGGAUGGAGGGACGCUUUGUCUCCACUGAUACGCCUCUUGCCUUCUGGAGGGCAGGCACUUGGGUCAAGAACUAAAGUCUUUGGCGCCCAUUUUCUUCCUCCUUUUAGAUAUUACUUUAAUCUUUUGAUAUUAUUUUAAUCUCCUCCUUGAAACAGAUGCCAUAAUUAAUUAAACAAAUCUUCACCAUGUUCAAAGCAGCUUGCGAAUUCAUGGUCACUAAAAACAAUAAAGCCUCCUCCCGUCUCAUUUUCACAUCUGCAGCAGUCUUGGAGGGCAUUCCCUUGUCUUCUAAGUGGGAAAAGAAGGUGAAGGCCUUAGUCAACUGAGCUCAUGUCUUCUCGGUUUCCCUUUGUUAAAGGAACUAAGUGUUAAUGCAGAAAGAGACAACAGAUAUUUAUGACAGAGAAACAAAACUAGUUUUUGAACAUGUAUUUUUGCAUUUGAUUAUUUUUAUUAUGAGAUGGCACGAGGCAGCUUUCACAGCAAGACAUACAGUCAGCUAGGAUUCUAACAGUGGAAAUCAUGUGAGAAUCGAGACCAAAGUUUCUAAGAAUUGAUACUGAAGAGAAGUAGAGUAAAUUUCCUGUAUGUGAGUAGUCUGCACAGAUCCACAAUACUUGUUAAUCAGCAUGAAUGUAGACAACUGGGUUUAAUUUAACUGAAGAGAUGAAAAUGAUGGCUGUGUGAACGUGUUUCUGUAUUGUUCAGGGAGUAAAUUUUCCUGUAGCCAGUUGAGACUGGGUUUUGGAGAUGCAUGAAAUAGUGAAAAAUUGUCCCUUUUGGGGAGAAAAGUGGGGUAUAAAUACAGACGCUAGCAUGUUAUGGAGGGCUUCAGGGCAUUUUGUGGGCUAGUAAAGAACCUAGCUCCUGGGCAUGAGCUUUUCCUCAGUCCGCACACACAGUGAAGGAAUGGGAAUGAAACUUCUGAGAGCAGAACUACAAGUGACAAAAGGCACAGAUUGGACACUUGUCAGCUUCCCUCAAGUUUUGAUGGGAAAUGUAGGCAUCCUGGUCUUGCAGCUUGGCUCUUCGACUGCUGUCCAAUGGACUUUUCAACUGUCACUUGUCCAACACUCCGCCAAGCUGCCUACAUUUCCCAUCAAAACUUGAGGGAAGCUGACAAGUGUCCAAUCUGUGCUUUUUGUCACUUGUAGUUCCGCU